This is a messenger RNA of Coccidioides posadasii C735 delta SOWgp, 2190 nucleotides long. It is a transcript of the gene MRS3/4, whose product is annotated as Fe(2+) transporter. Gene Ontology annotation, cellular component: mitochondrial membrane. Gene Ontology annotation, biological process: iron import into the mitochondrion. The record is from RefSeq and is a predicted model, not a curated record. Gene Ontology annotation, molecular function: ferrous iron transmembrane transporter activity. Lineage: Eukaryota; Fungi; Ascomycota; Eurotiomycetes; Onygenales; Onygenaceae.
CUUUUUCCAGCACUCCACCUCUUCGUCUCAUUCUCUUCUGUAUAGAAAUUCCAUCUAAAUUCACAGCUAUUGCCCUGUGAUUCCCUCUGUUCCCAUUGACUUCAACCUCCAACCACCAGUUCCCUCGCUCUUCCUCUUCUCACGUCAUCCACAUAAUUCGCCCCAGUGCGCAAAGACCUCAAGCCUCCAUAGCUCGAAUUUUUGGAGGCCAGUCCGUCGCGACAUAUCAGUAGACCACCGCGCAGCUCCGGCUGCAAGAAUCAACUUUAAAUGGCCUCUCCAGACCGUGUUCCCGGCGAGGAAUAUGACUAUGAGGCGCUUCCUUCGAAUUACUCCCUCGGGCAUAAUAUGAUAGCCGGUGCUUUCGCUGGUAUUGCGGAACACUCUGUUAUGUAUCCAGUCGAUCUCCUGAAGACUCGAAUGCAAGUUUUGAACCCUUCUGCUGGAGGAUUGUAUACAGGUCUUAGCAAUGCGUUUACUACGAUUUCGCGGGUUGAAGGCUGGAGGACACUUUGGAAGGGUGUAUCGAGCGUCAUUGUCGGCGCUGGCCCUGCUCAUGCUGUCUAUUUCGGCACUUAUGAAGUAGUUAAGGACCUUGCCGGAGGUAAUGUUGGAGAUGGCCACCAUCCAUUCGCUGCAGGCUUGAGUGGAGCAUGCGCAACUAUUACAAGUGACGCAUUGAUGAAUCCCUUUGACGUCAUCAAACAACGGAUGCAAGUCCAUGGCUCUACGCACAAGACCAUCUGGCAAUGUGCCACAACUGUCUAUCGGGCCGAAGGAAUGCGCGCUUUCUACGUAUCUUAUCCGACAACAUUGUGCAUGACAAUUCCUUUCACUGCUACUCAAUUUAUCGCAUACGAAUCCACGUCGAAGAUAAUGAAUCCGUCCAAGAAAUAUGACCCCCUCACCCACUGUGUUGCUGGCGCUUUAGCUGGAGCAGUUGCAGCAGCGGUUACAACACCUCUCGAUGUUAUCAAGACCGUACUACAAACACGAGGACUCGCAAAGGACGACGAAGUUCGAACCGCUCGCGGUUUAUUCAACGCAGCUGCCAUUAUCAAGAAACAGUACGGCUGGUCUGGGUUUUUCCGUGGAAUGCGACCUAGAAUCAUCGCCACAAUGCCAAGCACUGCUAUUUGCUGGAGUUCAUACGAAAUGGCCAAAGCAUAUUUCAAGAGACACUACGGCGACUCUGCCGCCUAGACGUUGGUAUACCCCCACGCUUUCAGUGCCUCUUCCUUUAUUGUGCAUAUGUUCUGUAUCGAAACAUGUGCACUAGAUUAUUCCCUUUAAUAAUGCGGCAGAUUUCUAUCCUUUGCUGGAUGAAAAAGUAUGGAACGGUUUCUCCUGGGUUUAGAUUUUAUAAUUUCACACUUGUCGUUUUUUUACAUCUUGAGUUGGGCGUCCAGUGGCAGAGAGGCUUUGUGUGCACCAGAGCAUUUCCUUUCCAUUCCCUAUCCCCUCGUCAGCUGGAAAUACAUAGGAACGAUUGAGCGGAAAUUUCUCGCUUUCACUGUUCAAAGCACAUAAAUCCAUCAGAUUUGCUCUUAUUGGUUGGAUCCAGUUCUAUCCGGUUGGAUUUUCUUUUGUUUUCUCUGCUUUAUUUUCUUCCUUUCGGCUAUGCGUGCGACUUCAGCCAGUACGCCAUCAAUUAAAUGUGCCAGUUUACCGGUCUUGCGGGGGUAACGCAUCCUAGGAAACCCGAUGCCAGAUGGCGGGACGACGUACCGUUGCGUGAAAAUCAUUUCGUUGGGAAUGGGUCCUGUCUCGGGUAUACCCUUACAACUUCUGUCCGUAUGUCUUACAUUUGUAAGAUUCCGAUCGUGGGAGUAUUCCCGUGACGUCCAGGUUUGCAAGAGUCUCAAAUAUAAUAAAUGGAUUAUUCGCUUGAGCGCGGUGCAGAUACACAUGCGAACCCAUUUGGGAUUGAAGAAUAUUAGGAGAUGGGACAUUGGCUGGGCGGUAGGCCCUGUACUUAGCGGCGGGAACACGGAGCUCAACGUGGACGAGCUACUCUUAACCCGACGAGGGCCUCGUCAUUUGCUACAAAGGCAUGGAUACGUUCGGGAGCAUUUGGACUCGCGACGUUCAUGAUUCAGCCCCAAGGUGGCAGUGUGUACCCGGUUUGAAUAUAUGAGGAAAUCUAAUAGUAAAAGAUAGGCGCGAAUAAAUAAUCUUGACGCCUUAGAA